UAUUUAUGCGUGAUCUAGAUACUCUAACCAGACACGCUAUUAUAUAUUUACAUGUAAGUUGCAUGCUCGGAGAGAUUAAUUAGUAGAUAGAGAGAAAUGAAUAAUGAUAAGAAACAGAAUAGUUCAACACCAAAGCUUUGUCUGAACAACAAGUUCCCGAGCAAGAAAAGGGAGCCACUUGGAAUGCUAACGCCGCCGCUGCACAGCUUCGUGUCGAUACCGUUCGAGUGGGAGGAGGCACCGGGGAAGCCGAGAACCACCGCGGCGGUUAACACCAACGGAAAAGGUUGCGGACUGCCAAAGUCCAAGACCGUGAGGUGUUUAGUACCACCUCCGCGGUUAACUAAUGUCAGUACUACUAGUAAAGUUACCAAUAUGCCCUCGCCAACGACGGUGUUGGAUGAGCCUUAUAGUAUAGGCCGAUCGUUUUCAUCGAGUGGUGGAAGAUCAUUUUGGAGCCCGGAAGGGCAGAAAGGUAGCCAGGGGAGGUCUAGCUUCAGCUCAUCAUGCAGGCGAGGGCGGAGUAACAAGGACAGUAGAGUUAGCGGUGUGGAGGGUAGUAUGGACUUUUCAUCGGUGUUCGAAAAUUCGGUAGAUAAAGGGAAGGGUACUAAAACACGGAGGUUAAGAAGGAGAUCAAACAGCUUCUUGAUCGUUUCCUCUGCGAGCUCUAAAGUAUUGUCGAGUAUUUACGAAAGCAUUAAGCAAGUGCCGUGGAAACGCAUUCCAGAAAAGAUAAGAAGGAUGAGUUCUUGAAGAUUCAUUAAGUACUUGUCACGCUCAGGGAGCCUCUAUAGUAGUAUGAUAUAUCUUUAAUUCUUGUAAUCAGAAAGCAAAAGUCUCCCUCGUCCGAUCCACCGUAGAUCUUAUAAUUCAAAAUUUAAACUUAGAGAUCUCAUAUAGGAUGAAGUAGAAUUUGUUGCAUAAUUUGGGAGGAGACAAGUAGGUGUUACUGAAAUUCAACUUGUGUGUGCUCUAGAUCAUAAUGUAUGUGAAAGCGGCUAGCUGUCAUUCUCUUGA
Messenger RNA from Daucus carota subsp. sativus, 1020 nucleotides. RefSeq lists its product as uncharacterized. The record is from RefSeq and is a predicted model, not a curated record. Lineage: Eukaryota; Viridiplantae; Streptophyta; Magnoliopsida; Apiales; Apiaceae. Bases 97 to 756 code for a protein of 219 amino acids. The transcript has 2 exons.